This is a messenger RNA of Pediculus humanus corporis (human body louse), 1134 nucleotides long. RefSeq names its product Homeotic protein distal-less, putative. Gene Ontology annotation, biological process: regulation of transcription by RNA polymerase II. NCBI's taxonomy places the organism in Eukaryota, Metazoa, Arthropoda, Insecta, Psocodea, Pediculidae. Bases 1 to 1134 code for a protein of 377 amino acids. The transcript has 7 exons. The record is from RefSeq and is a predicted model, not a curated record. Gene Ontology annotation, molecular function: DNA-binding transcription factor activity, RNA polymerase II-specific; RNA polymerase II cis-regulatory region sequence-specific DNA binding.
AUGUGGUCCAAUAAGGAGUUUGUAGUAGUGGUAGUAGUAACAGGACCGCAAAUAGACAUGAGUUUGUUGAAAGGAUCUCCUUUCGGGUCAGGAACCGGAAAUAAUAAUGGCGGAUCAAAUACUCCGACUCCGACUCCAAUACCCUUAAAUUCAAACGAUAAUUUGGACCACCAUCAUUCGACUCACGGUCACCAUUUAAAUCCUCCUCCUACUCCUCACAACAAUGAAAGUCUUUCGAAUCCUAAUACUCCGGUACCACCGAGUAAUACCCCCGGGGGUUUGAACAGUUUAAACAAAAGUGCUUUCAUAGAACUACAACAGCAAUAUAAUCCCGCUAUAAGAGCGGCUUACGGACAUUUUAACCACCAUCAGACGUCUCCCGGUUCUGGUGGAUAUCCAUUUCCGCCCAUGCAUCAAAAUAGUUACAGUUCAUACCACCUAGGAGGUUACGGUCCUCAAAGCCCACCUAAAGAAUCUGAAUUAGAUAAAAUAGGGGUUGAAGAUGGACCGUUGAGGGUAAAUGGAAAAGGUAAAAAAAUGAGAAAACCUCGUACCAUAUAUUCAAGUCUUCAGUUGCAACAAUUAAACAGAAGAUUUCAGAGAACGCAAUAUUUGGCAUUGCCCGAAAGGGCGGAAUUGGCAGCAAGUUUAGGAUUAACUCAAACGCAGGUUAAAAUUUGGUUUCAAAACAGGAGGAGUAAAUAUAAGAAAAUGAUGAAAGCCGCACAGAACACGGGGCCGGGAGGACAAAAUAACAAUGGUGGUGGAAACGGAUCUCCAGCACCACCCGGCGGUGCUACCGUCGGAAUUUUAGGUGGAAACAACAGCACGGGGUCGCAAAAUUCUCCAAAUUACGGACACCAUAACCAAAAUCAAACAUCUCCAUCACCUAGUUCUACUCCCGUAUCGGACAUGUCACCUCACGGUUUAUCCGGAUCACCUCCUACCAUGAACUGGGACAUGAAACCUAACAUUAACAAUUUGGGUGUGACACCCACGCAUCACACGACUGGUCAUCCACAUCAUACACCAACCCAUCAUCACCCGACGCAUCAUUCGUACAUGCCACAAUACAGUUGGUAUAAUGCAGAUACGGCAAAUCAACCUUUGCUAACGGUUUGGCCAGCAGUUUAA